Molecule: messenger RNA, 408 nt
Organism: Striga asiatica
Lineage: Eukaryota; Viridiplantae; Streptophyta; Magnoliopsida; Lamiales; Orobanchaceae
Source: the annotation of a GenBank genome assembly
AUGCUUCUGCCGUUGGGGUCGAGGGGAACGCGGAGGAGGACGAGAUCCGCGUCAGUGGCGACGAUCUUGGGCCCUAUGCGGCUGAAGUCCAGGCCAGGGCAGUGGACACAGAAGUGGGAGACAAGUGGCGGGCGGGCGGGCGGCGCGGAAGGUCACCUCGAUCGGCAAGCCGGUGCUCGUGGUGCUCUUGGCGGUGGUCGGCGAUGUAGCACAACCUGUCGAGGAGGAUCAAGCCUGAGGCGGCGGCGGGCUCGGGAAGUGAAGGUGGAACCCAGGAGGAAACAGUGGAGGAAGCCAUGUCCCGAUGUCCGUGAAAGACGAGGAAGCGGAGGAGGGGCGGUGAGGAGAUCGGAAGGGAUGGCAGCAGGCGGCGAGAUUUGGGAACGAAAUUUGGGGCUAGGGACCUAG